CAACACCGCAAUCAUGGCGACGACAACCACCAUCUCGUACACUGCCAACCUGUUGAAGUACAUGGCCCUCGACCAGAAGGGCAGUGCUAUGGCCGAGUACAUCUGGAUCGACUCCACCGGUGGCGUUCGUUCCAAGUCAAAGACUCUCACCAAGGUCCCAAAGGAUGGUAACUUCAAGAUUGAGGACCUUCCUGAGUGGAAUUUCGAUGGCAGCUCUACUGGCCAGGCUCCAGGCGACAACUCGGACGUCUACCUCCGGCCUGUGGCCAUCUUCCCCGACCCGUUCCGUGGCGCUCCCAACAUCUUGGUCAUUACCGAGUGCUGGGAUCCUGAUGGAACCCCGAACAAGUUCAACUACCGCCAUGAGUGUGCUAAGCUCAUGGAGGCCCACAAGAGCCACGAGCCAUGGUUCGGUCUUGAGCAAGAGUACACCCUCCUUGACACCCUCGACAAGCCCUAUGGCUGGCCAGUUGGUGGGUACCCGGGUCCACAAGGCCCAUACUACUGUGGUGUUGGCACUGGCAAGGUCUACUGCAGGGACAUUGUCGAGGCUCACUACAAGGCUUGCUUAUUCGCUGGUGUAAAGAUCUCCGGUACCAAUGCCGAGGUUAUGCCUGCUCAAUGGGAGUUCCAAGUCGGUCCUUGUGAGGGUAUUGAGUUGGGUGACCACCUUUGGCUUGCCCGUUUCCUUCUCCACCGCAUUGCCGAGGAGUUCGGUGCCAAGAUCUCUUUCCACCCCAAGCCAAUUCCAGGUGACUGGAAUGGAGCUGGCCUUCACAGCAACUUCUCUUCCAAGGAGAUGCGAGUCGAGGGAGGCAUGAAGCACAUCGAGGCUGCUAUCAAGAAGCUCGAGGGCCGCCACAAGGAGCACAUUGCAGUCUACGGAGAGGACAACACCCUGCGUCUUACUGGCAGACACGAGACUGGUAACAUCGAUGCCUUCACUUAUGGUGUAGCCAACCGUGGUGCAUCCAUCCGUAUCCCGAGAGAGUGCGGACACAAGGGUUAUGGUUACUUCGAGGACAGACGACCAGCUUCAAAUGCUGACCCAUACCAAAUCACUGGUAUUAUGAUGGAGACUAUCUAUGGUGGCCUGGAGGAGACCUCUCUGAAGAAAUAGAUCGGCGUUGAUAAACGGGGACGGUUGCGGUGUACAACACAAGACUUAAUGGCGUGAUUCAAUGGUUCGGAGAUUGAUGCUUUAUGAUAGCGAUGAUUUCCUUUCUCAGUCACCCAACUUUCGAGAGUUGCCUUGUAAAUUGCAUGGGCUAGGACAAUCGAUACCAAUUGAAAUACCCCGUCACGUGCUCUAUGUUGUUCACCUCGAUUG
Hyaloscypha bicolor E is the source of this 1330-nucleotide messenger RNA. Its product is annotated as glutamine synthetase. Bases 14 to 1120 code for a protein of 368 amino acids. The transcript is spliced from 6 exons. Lineage: Eukaryota; Fungi; Ascomycota; Leotiomycetes; Helotiales; Hyaloscyphaceae. Gene Ontology annotation, molecular function: glutamine synthetase activity. Gene Ontology annotation, cellular component: cytoplasm. The record is from RefSeq and is a predicted model, not a curated record.